Lytechinus variegatus (green sea urchin) is the source of this 945-nucleotide messenger RNA. RefSeq names its product 4-substituted benzoates-glutamate ligase GH3.12-like. The coding region runs from base 107 to 922 and encodes 271 amino acids. Gene Ontology annotation, cellular component: cytoplasm. The record is from RefSeq and is a predicted model, not a curated record. NCBI's taxonomy places the organism in Eukaryota, Metazoa, Echinodermata, Echinoidea, Temnopleuroida, Toxopneustidae. Gene Ontology annotation, molecular function: acid-amino acid ligase activity. The transcript has 2 exons.
CCUUCGCCUUGCCAUUCAAACAUGGAAGAAUCCUCGGGCAAGUCAAGAGAAGUUCCUCCUCAAGCAUCUGAAAGACAAUGCCAACACGGUAUACGGCAAGAGAUUCAUGUUCGAGAAAGUGAAUUCUUGUGAGGACUUUCGGAAGCGGCAUCCUCUGAUCACCUAUGAGGAUUACAAACCUUACAUUGAACGCACCAUGGAGGGUGCUGCUAACGUCUUGAGUCCGAAAACCAUGGGUAGUUUUGUGAGAACCUCGGGAACCACAGGACCCUCAAAGUUCUUCGGUCACGCGGAUAGGGCGGGAAUCCUGCGAGAAAGAUGGGAUGUCUUGUAUGCAAAUCUAUGUAACCUCUGUCCAAAGCUUCGCCUCAGUCAGAAGUGGCUGUAUCUGUAUGCUACCCCAGUCACGACCACUGCCAAAAACGGUGGGAGGAUUGAAACAGCUCUGACGUUACCGCCAUCUUGGGGACUUUACAAUUAUGCAACUCCAAAAGUUGGGUUCUCAAUCUCCUCUAUUGAGGCUUCAAAUUAUAUUCAUCUUUUAUUUGCCCUAAGAGAUCCUAGCAUAGGGAUUGUUUUCUCUCCAUUCAUCCUAAACAUUGAACACAUGAUGAAUCAGUUGGAACAGUCCUGGGAAUCCUUGGUCUGCGACAUCGAGCAUGGAACCAUCAAUGAUACGAUCAUCCUGGAAGACACCAUCUUGGAUUCCUUGAUUAGACAACUUCAAGGUGGGAACAAAGAGCGGGCGGAGGAGCUUAGAAGGCUCUUCCAGCAGGGUUUUGAUGAUGGAAUCAUGAAACGAGUAUGGCCGCAUCUGGAAGUGAUCUUAGGGAUAGAUGGAGGAGUUUGGGCCUCUCUCAAGAGAAAGUAUGCAAAAGGAAUAUCCCUAGUAUGUGGAGGGUACGGUAGCUCUGAAACCUGACGAUCGCUAUAUCUCCUUGGAUA